Messenger RNA from Acanthopagrus latus (yellowfin seabream), 540 nucleotides. Its product is annotated as lymphocyte antigen 6G-like. The transcript is spliced from 3 exons. The record is from RefSeq and is a predicted model, not a curated record. Lineage: Eukaryota; Metazoa; Chordata; Actinopteri; Spariformes; Sparidae. Bases 112 to 414 code for a protein of 100 amino acids.
AGACUUCGUGAGGAAAGACUGAAAGUUGGAUUAUAAAAGGAAGGCUCUGGAAGAGUUCACACCUUCUCUCUAAUUCUUCUCUCACAGGGUUUGUUUUUCUUUUCACUCAGGAUGAAGCUGUAUGGAGUUCUGGUCCUGUUGGUGACUCUGUCUGUUGCAUAUGGAUUGCAAUGCUACGUAUGUGGAGGCGUCAAAGCAAGUGCCUGCACACAGAAACAAACUUGCCCUACUGGCUUUGACCGCUGUACCAGUGUUGAGAGUAACGGUCUUGUUGCCAGGACCUGCGCUGUCGCUAGUUCAUGCAAUGAACCCCUCAAAUGCUGUGACACAGACUUGUGUAACGGUGCCAUACCCACUGGUUCCAGUGUCCUCCUCCUGCUGGUGUCCUCAGCCAUCGCCUCAGUCUUUCUCUGAAGCUCUGGAGAUCAUCUGAUGUUGUUCUUACCCAAACUGUACAACUCAGAAAAAAUGUACACAUUCUCAAAAUGUAAAAGUUGUGAAUGUUUCCAGAAUUGUUCAAUAAAACCACAGUAUGAUGGA